This is a messenger RNA of Cynocephalus volans (Philippine flying lemur), 2976 nucleotides long. It is a transcript of the gene LVRN, whose product is annotated as laeverin. The record is from RefSeq and is a predicted model, not a curated record. NCBI's taxonomy places the organism in Eukaryota, Metazoa, Chordata, Mammalia, Dermoptera, Cynocephalidae. Gene Ontology annotation, cellular component: cytoplasm. Gene Ontology annotation, biological process: proteolysis; peptide catabolic process. Gene Ontology annotation, molecular function: zinc ion binding; peptide binding; metalloaminopeptidase activity. The transcript is spliced from 20 exons. Bases 1 to 2976 code for a protein of 991 amino acids.
AUGGGUCCCCCUUCCAGCUCCGGUUUCUACGUGAGCCGCGCACUGGUCCUGCUGCUGGCGGGGCUGGCGGCUGCGCUCCUGCUGGCGCUGGCGGUGCUCGCCGCCCUGUACGGCCACUGCGCGCACGCCCCGCCGUCUGAACGGCUUGGCCUCGGGGUCCCGGACGCCGCGUCCUCCCCUCCCCGCAGGCAGGAGGAGCCAACGCCGACCCCGAAACCCGGCCGUGCACACGAGCCGACGGUGACUAGCACCCCGCACGACUGGCGACCCCCGGGGCCCUGGGACCAGCUGCGCCUGCCGUCCUGGCUCGUGCCGCUGCACUACGAGCUGGAGCUGUGGCCCCGGCUGCGGCCCGAUGAGCUCUCGGCGCCGUCGUUGCACUUCACCGGCCGCGUGAACAUCACGGUGCGCUGCACGGUGGCCACCAAGCUAUUGCUGCUGCACAGCCUCCUCUUGGACUGCGAGCACGCCGAGGUGCGAGGUCCCUUGGCCCCGGGCACCCGGAACGCCACCGUGGGCCGCGUGCCUGUAGAAGACGUGUGGUUUACGCUGGAUACGCAAUACUUGGUGCUGGAGCUCGGCGAGGCACUGCAGCCUGGUAGUCACUACGAGCUGCAGCUCAGUUUCUCGGGUCCAGUGUACCGGGACAUCAGGGAGGGGCUCUUCCUCAACGUCUACACCGACCAAGGGGAGCACAGGGCCCUGGUAGCAUCUCAGAUGGAACCAACAUUUGCCAGGAAUGUUUUCCCUUGUUUUGAUGAGCCAGCUCUGAAGGCAAGUUUUAAUAUUACAAUUAUUCAUCAUCCAAGUUAUGUGGCCCUUUCCAACAUGCCAAGGCUAGGUCAAUCUGAAAAAGAAGAUGUGAAUGGAAGUAAAUGGACUGUUACCACCUUUCAUACCACACCCCACAUGCCGACUUAUUUAGCCGCAUUUGCUAUAUGUGAUUUUGAUCAUGUCAGCAGAAUGGAGAGGGGCAAGGAGAUACGCAUCUGGGCUCGGAAAGAUGCCAUUACAAAUGGAAAUGCAGACUUUGCUUUGAAUAUCACAGGUCCCAUCUUCUCUUUUCUGGAGGAUUUAUUUAAUAUUAGUUACUCUCUUCCAAAAACAGAUAUAAUUGCCUUGCCUGAUUUUGACAACCAUGCAAUGGAAAAUUGGGGACUAUUGAUGUUUGAUGAAUCAUUAUUAUUGCUGCAACCAAAUGAUCAACUGACAGAAAAAAAGACUGUGAUUUCUUGCAUUGUCUCCCAUGAGAUUGGACACCAGUGGUUUGGAAACUUGGUUACCAUGAAUUGGUGGAACGAUAUCUGGCUCAAUGAAGGUUUUGCCUCUUAUUUUGAGUUUGAAAUAAUUAACUACAUCAAUCCUAAGCUCCCAAAAAAUGAAGUCUUUUUUUCUCACAUUUUACAUAUCCUCAAAGAAGAUCACGCCCUGGUGUCUAGAGCUGUGUCCAUGAAGAUGGAAAAUUUCACAGAAACAAGUGAAAUAAGAGAACUCUUUGACUUAUAUACUUAUAACAAGGGAGCUUCGAUGGCCCGGAUGCUUGCUAGUUUCUUGAAUGAGCAUUUAUUUAUCAGCGCACUAAAGUCAUAUUUGGAAACAUUUUCUUACUCAAAUGCUGAACAGGAUGAUCUAUGGAGGCAUUUUCAAAUGGCCAUAGACGACCAGAAUAAAAUUCUUUUGCCAGCAACAGUAAAAGGCAUAAUGGACAGCUGGACACACCAGAAUGGUUUUCCAGUUAUCAAUUUAAAUGUAUCUACUGGUGACAUGACACAGGAGCCAUUUUAUCUUGAAAAGGUUGAAAAUCAGACUCUUCUAACUCACAAUGGCACAUGGAUUGUACCUGUUCUUUGGAUAAAAAAUGGAACUACACAAUCUUUAGUCUGGCUAGAUAAAAGCAGCAAAGUAUUCCCUGAAAUGCAAGUUUCAGAUUCCGAUGAUGACUGGGUGAUUUUAAAUUUGAAUAUGACUGGAUAUUACAGAGUUAAUUAUGAUAAAUUGGGUUGGAAGAAAUUAAAUCAACAGCUUGAAAAGGAUCCUAAGGCUAUUCCUGUUAUUCACAGACUGCAGUUGAUUGAUGAUGCCUUUUUCUUGUCUAAAAACAAUUAUAUUGAGAUUGAAACAGCACUUGAUUUAACCAAGUACCUUGCUGAAGAAGAUGAAAUCAUAGUAUGGCAUGCAGUCUUGGUAAACUUGGUAACCAGGGAACUUGUUUCUGAUGUGAACAACUAUGAUAUAUACACAUUAUUAAAGAAAUAUCUCUUAAAGAGACUUAAAUCAAUAUGGGAUAUUUAUUCAACUAUAAUUUGUGAAAAUGUGGCGGCAUUGCAAGAUAACUAUUUAGCUCUAAUAUCACUGGAAAAACUUUUUGAAACUGCAUGUUGGCUGGGCCUUGAAGACUGUCUUAAGCUGUCAAGAGAACUCUUCAGAAUGUGGAUGAAACACCCAGAGAAUGAAAUACCUUAUCCAAUUAAAAGUGUAAUUUUAUGUUAUGGCAUUGCCUUGGGAAGUGAUAAAGAAUGGGACUUUUUGUUAAAUAUCUACACUAAUAAAACAGAGGAAGAAGAAAGGAUUCAACUUGCUCAUGCAAUGAGUUGCAGUAAAGAUCCAUGGAUACUUAACAGAUAUAUGGAGUACGCCAUCACUAAAUCUCCAUACACUUUUGAUGAAACAAAUGUAGUUGAAACUGUGGCAGCAUCUGAAGUUGGCCGGUACAUUGCAAAGGACUUUUUAGUCAACAAUUGGCAAGCUGUGAGUAAAAGGUAUGGAACACAAUCAUUGGUUACUCUAGUGUAUAUAAUAGGGAGAACCAUAAAUACAGAUUUACAGAUCAUGGAGCUGCAGCAGUUUUUCAGUAACAUGUUGGAGGAGCACCAGAGGAUCACAGUUCUUGCCAAAUUACAGACAAUAAAGAACGAAAAUCUGAAAAACAAAAAGCUAAGUGCCAGGAUAGCUGAGUGGCUACGGAAAAACACAUAG